Molecule: messenger RNA, 732 nt
Organism: Lemur catta (Ring-tailed lemur)
Lineage: Eukaryota; Metazoa; Chordata; Mammalia; Primates; Lemuridae
Gene: SF3B5
Product: splicing factor 3b subunit 5
Exons: 1
Coding region: 131-391 (86 amino acids)
Biological process (GO): mRNA splicing, via spliceosome
Cellular component (GO): precatalytic spliceosome; U2 snRNP
Source: RefSeq, a predicted model, not a curated record
GUGACGCAAUUCUCCUGCGACUGCACAGACCCGGAGCUUCCGUGCGGUGGCCACUUUCCCGCGUGAAAGCCUAGAGCUGCUACUUGUUGCCUGCGGCCUGUGACCUCGGCGCAAAAGGAAAAGCGGCGAGAUGACGGACCGCUACACCAUCCACAGUCAGCUGGAGCACCUGCAGUCCAAGUACAUCGGCACGGGCCACGCCGAUACCACCAAGUGGGAGUGGCUGGUGAACCAGCACCGCGACUCGUACUGCUCCUACAUGGGCCACUUCGACCUUCUCAACUACUUUGCCAUCGCAGAGAAUGAGAGCAAAGCGCGAGUGCGCUUCAACUUGAUGGAGAAGAUGCUGCAGCCUUGCGGACCGCCAGCCGACAAGCCCGAGGAGAACUGAGGCUGCCUUAUCACUGCCGUCCCGGAGCACCUCUCCCGGCGUCCCUCCCUUUUGCCCGCCCUCGAAUAUUCCUGCCUUCGGUGGACCGUGUCUCCAUGGCUGCUGCUUCUCGCGCUUUCCGUGCACGGAAGUGCUUGCCCGGGGGUGCCGUGCCUGACCUGCCUUUGGAACGCAGCACUGGGAGACCAUCAGGACCCCCGAGAACUGUGCCAGUGGAGAGAUGCUAGAGCUGGCAAACGUUAGGGAGGACGGCACUGGAGUGAGACGGGAUUUGGAGCCUCGUUUUUGCCUAGUUGAUUGUCGUUGUUGCUUUUUCCAUAAAGUUUAGAAAUUGGUCAGUG